Molecule: messenger RNA, 1310 nt
Organism: Astrephomene gubernaculifera
Lineage: Eukaryota; Viridiplantae; Chlorophyta; Chlorophyceae; Chlamydomonadales; Astrephomenaceae
Source: the annotation of a GenBank genome assembly
GUUCUUCCUCACAGCUAAACUUCUUACAGCAACUCCUGUUGCACACGUACUGUCUUUUCGGCGUCGUUCCUUGUCCAAUCAACGGAACAUAAUGGCCACCUUCGCUGACGCCCCCGCCGGCAACCUUGCCAACGGCGAGAAGAUCUUCAAGACCAAGUGCGCACAGUGCCACGUUGCUGAGAAGGGCGCUGGCCACAAGCAGGGCCCCAACCUGGGUGGCCUGUUCGGCCGCAUCUCGGGCACUGCUGCUGGCUUUGCCUACUCCAAGGCCAACAAGGAGAUGGCCGUUGAGUGGAACGAGCAGACCCUAUACGACUACCUGCUCAACCCCAAGAAGUUCAUGCCCGGCAACAAGAUGGUCUUCGCCGGGUUGAAGAAGCCUGAGGACCGCGCUGACCUCAUUGCUUACCUGAAGCAGGCGACCGCCUAAAUUCACCGCUGGAGCGUUGGAGAGGCUAAUAUUCAUCUAGCUGUUUUGCGUGCAUCCAGUGUUCGUUUUGACCCGAACAGUCGUGCGUGGAAGGUCUUGUGACCCGGCGGGUGCGGCGACUGUCGUUGACUGAAACUUGACGUGACCAGACCAGUCCAGUCGAAGUUGGGCUUACCUAACGGGACACAUAUAUGCCAAGUUUUGCUGUAACCCAGCAGUGGCAUGAUCCCACAAGCCAGCUACAUCAGAUUAUGCUCGCCUGAGACGCAAAAGGAGGGGUAAUCCCACUUUUCGGCGAGCCGCGGACUUGUGUAACAGAUAAGCUUGAGUUCUGUUCCUCUUGUGGUUGAGCCUGGUUCUCCUGUGGAUGAGCAUGAUGGAAAUCAAUUCGCAACAGGUGUUCAGCUCCGGGUGCUCAGCUUUAGGGCCGGGGUUAUUGUAGCUGCAACUCUAGGGAUGCGACCAAAACGCACAACCAUGGCCAGGCGGAGUUCAGAUGGGCCGCUCAAGCUGUUACACCCAAGGGGGUUUGGCAAGGCACACCUGCUCAAGGAGCGUGCCAGUUGAGUAUGUAGUCGUAAUAUACAGAACCGCCUUUUAGGGAUGCUGCAUCAUAAGUCCCCACAAUAAGAACACGACCCACGGGUCCAUAGAAAUUUAAAGCCUGAAGACAUUUAUAGUUUUAUAUUAGUUAUGCAAGGAGCGAAGACACAUAGUCACCUGCCCUUUAUCUUAAUGGUGGGAAGUAAUGCCGCUAGCAACAGCAGUGUCAGCUGUAUCCCCUGCCAAACGCACGCUUUGCAUGCAAAUGUGUGUUCCGUUUACACAGAAGUCGUACCGACAGUCCCCAUUCCUGCCAACGUAUGCUCCGUCCUACAGG